CUCCCAUCGACCAAAGCCAAACGACAAUUAAGCAAAUCAUGAUUGCAUUCGACUAAUACUACCAAGAUCUGAUCUUUAUAUCUGCUUCUCUUCUCAUUAUCUCUUUGCUCGUCCCUUUAGUUCGAUUCCCACACAGCCGAGUCUCACCAUGGCGACUAAGACGCUUGAAUCUCGCUUUGAGCAUUUGUCUGUCAAAGACGAGAAAGAGGGAAGCAGUGAACGGACCUAUGGAAAGAAGGGAUCCGCCUCUGCAGGCGUCUCACAGACAAACAGCAACUCAAAUCGAGCGCAAUUACUGAAGCUGGCCCUCCAAAACAACAAUGACAACAAGGUCAAUGCUAUGAAUCUUCCCCCAUCGCCCGGAAAAGGUCAUGGAACGUUGGUGUCCCGAAACACCGAUGAAAACGGCGAGAAGCGCACAUCUUCUCUUCAUGAACAGCCGUCCGUACCGAGAGAACUGCAUCUGGGCAUGUUCGAAAUCGGCAAACCCCUCGGGAAGGGGAAGUUUGGACGAGUAUAUCUUGCCAAAGAACGUUCAUCCGGUUUUGUCUGCGCACUGAAGGUGCUGCACAAGUCCGAACUCCAACAGGGUGGAGUCCAGAAGCAAGUCCGCCGUGAGAUCGAGAUUCAAAGUAACUUGCGACACCCCAACGUGUUGAGACUCUACGGUCACUUCCAUGACAGCAAGCGUAUCUUCUUGAUUCUUGAGUUCGCCGGUCGUGGAGAGCUUUACAAGCAUCUUCGCAAGGAGCACCGAUUCCCGGAAUGGAAGGCUGCCCAAUACAUCGCCCAGAUGGCUGCAGCAUUGAAGUACCUUCACAAGAAGCACGUUAUGCACCGUGAUAUUAAGCCCGAGAACAUUCUUGUUGGCAUUCACGGAGAGAUCAAAAUCAGUGACUUUGGAUGGAGUGUGCACGCCCCCAACAACAGACGCCAGACGAUGUGCGGAACUCUCGACUACCUGCCCCCAGAGAUGCUGCACAGUGGCUCCCAGACCAACUACUACAGCGAGAAAAUAGACUUGUGGAGUCUGGGUGUUUUGACUUAUGAGUUCUUGGUUGGCGAGGCACCAUUUGAGGAUACUCCGAUUAUGACCCAACGGAGAAUUAGCCGGGCAGAUAUGACGGUUCCGUCCUUUGUGAGCCCUGAGGCAAAAGACCUCAUCAAGAAGCUGCUGGUUCUUGAUCCUGCGAAGCGAAUUCCUCUAGAUGAGAUUCAACGCCAUCCCUGGAUUGUCAAGCACUGCGCGAAGGAGGAGCAGACUGUGAAACGGAGCUCUGGUACCUCCAAGGCCGAGAAAGCAUGAAUGACCUUGCAUAACAGGUCUUUGGGUGUUUUGGUGUUCUUUUUGUUCUGGUGUUUCAAACCCCCAUAUGGAGUCUGGUGUGUUUCUGGUCUUUUGAGCAUUUUUGGGCGUGUUGGUCUGUUUUUAGAGUCUAGUUGAGAGAGAUGUUCAUGAUGUGGCGAUAUGUGGAU
Molecule: messenger RNA, 1476 nt
Organism: Penicillium canescens
Lineage: Eukaryota; Fungi; Ascomycota; Eurotiomycetes; Eurotiales; Aspergillaceae
Product: aurora family serine/threonine-protein kinase
Exons: 3
Coding region: 149-1306 (385 amino acids)
Biological process (GO): protein phosphorylation; mitotic spindle organization; regulation of cytokinesis
Cellular component (GO): spindle midzone; chromosome passenger complex; spindle microtubule
Molecular function (GO): protein kinase activity; ATP binding
Source: RefSeq, a predicted model, not a curated record